Pocillopora damicornis (cauliflower coral) is the source of this 5517-nucleotide messenger RNA. RefSeq names its product polycystin family receptor for egg jelly. Gene Ontology annotation, cellular component: membrane. Gene Ontology annotation, biological process: detection of mechanical stimulus. NCBI's taxonomy places the organism in Eukaryota, Metazoa, Cnidaria, Anthozoa, Scleractinia, Pocilloporidae. The record is from RefSeq and is a predicted model, not a curated record. Gene Ontology annotation, molecular function: protein binding; calcium channel activity; calcium ion binding.
AUGAUAUUUGUGGUGCAAUGCAAUAGCAAUCUUGCUCCCUCGAGAAGAAGACGGGUUUCAGAACUACGUUCAUGCACAUUUUUCAGUGAAAGCCAGUUGGACAUCUCCUUGAACUUAUCCAGAACAGUGAACUGGAAGGAAAAAAGGUCAAUCCUGCUGAAAAAGGAUGGAAACAGUUCUCACCCCCAAUGGUCUACUCUAAUAAAUAUAAAAAAUCUCCUGGGUACGAAAGUGGAUUCGAAAAACCUUGUAAUUAAGGAGCAAAUGCUUGAGCCCGGGUCCUCCUACAAAAUCAAGGUCGACGUUCUAUCUGCAAACGGAUCAUUUGGCUGGGCUGUAUACCAAUUUGACACAGUGGCAGGUCCAUCAGGAGGAACAUGCCAUGGUGUGCAGUUGGACAGGAAAGAUGUAGGAUCUUGGCUAAACAUUACCUGUCAUGGCUGGAGAGAUGAACAUAUGCCACUCAGCUAUGAAUUCUUCCGGGAAUUGGAAGAUGGAGAACUCGACAUGCUUUCCUAUGGAGUUUGGCCACAUAGUGUUGUUUAUAUUGCACCUAUAGAAGAAGAUGUAGUACGUUUUAAAGUUGCAGUUGUAAAUGUUUUGGGAGCAGCAUAUACAACACGAUUUUCUUUCAAGUUGGAUCAAACAUCCUUGUUGACGGCAGAAGAAGUGGACCACAAUGAGCUGGAGGCAAAAAUUGCAAAAAUGGACUCUUCUUUUAAAAUGAAACAAACAAAUAUGGCAAUGCAAGAGGCAGACACACUUCUUUUCUUACUCAAAAUGGUCGCACAGGAGGCUGACGAAAAAACAUAUCUGCUGCAAAAAAAUAAUUACGUUAUUUCUAAGAUAUGUGAAGUUCCGACUGAUAAACUGGAGCGGUUAGUCCAGGUUGCUUCCAUGUUAAAGAAAGCCACAAUGGGUGACGCUCUUAUCUGGAAAAAUACAACGUUCACUGUUUUGGACAAAUUCAAGGAGAUGUCCAUCUGGCUUUCACUGAAAAAUGUGCACGAACGCAGUUCUGAAACUCGUCUUCUUCUUGAGGGAGCAAGACUGAUGUUGCAUUGCACCACAAAUAUCAUGGAUUCCAGCUCCAGACGACUCCUCAUGGGUAGUUUGUUAGGCAACUUUGAUAAAGGGGAAGAGAUAAUCAUGGGAAAGACAAUUUCAGCCCGUUGCCAGGAGCUGACAGAAAUGACAACCAACAUACUGCUAUCGUUAAAGUUGCCCGGAGAAGAAUACAGCACCAUUCGCAAUGGACUUCAAUCGACGAUGCUCGGCAAGCAUGAAUCAAAUGACUUGAGCCUUUUAGAAAUCAGCGAUGGAAAAACCAGUUUUGUAAUCCCAUAUCUGGAUAGCAGGGCAUUGAAAAGUUGGGUCGGCGACACCUCUGAGGUUGGGGUAGAGAUGGUGAGCUAUGAUUUCAACCCAUAUGUGACGGACAAUAGCAGCAGCAGAAUAAGAUCAAAGGUUGUCAGCCUUGCCCUAAAGGAUGGCACUGGGAGAGCUCUCAACACAGCUGACCUUGCCUCUAACAUAGAAAUUGACAUUCCAGUAACAAAUUAUGCUCCCGUGAACAGCACUCGAUCGAAUCAUUUCUUGAAUCCUGGCAGAAUGCAAUAUCAUGCGAUAACCGUUCGUGAGAUCAACACUACCGUAAAAUUGACCAUUAUAAUUAAAGCAACAGCUUCUAUUACUGUCUAUGCAAAAUUCGCUGAAAAGCCAACAGAGACUUCCUACGACGAGGUGAUUCACUUAUCCAAGGAGAAAACAUCUAUUGACCCCGAUUGUGAAUUAGAAGAGAAUUGCUCUCAUAGUAUCGUCGUAAAGGGUAAAUAUGCAGGUAAAUAUUACGUUGGCUUAUUGGAGAACAGUGAAUCUCGAAAAGAAUUUCCUCCGUCAAGAGGUAGAAGAUCUAUUCUUCCAGGGCCAGCGAUUCAAGAGAAGUGCGUCAAGUUUAAGGAUCCUCCUCCGACGGUUGCUCCUCAAGUAGAGUAUGUCGUUCUUGUUCCUCAGUACGACUCUGAUAAGUCAGUUAACUACAGUUUACAAGUUGAGACAAUAUGGUGUGCAUUCUGGUCUGUUGCUGAACAAAAAUGGACAAAUGAAGGAUGCAAGGUUAGCCGAAAAUCAAAUCAUUCUUCUCUGAAAUGUCUCUGCAAUCACUUGACUGCAUUUGGGGGAGAUAUUCUUGUUGCACCAAAUACCAUUGACUUUCAACUGGUCCAGCAGGCAUUUGACAACGUGGAUCCUGAUGACCUUCUAGUCUUGAUAACACUGUGUUCUACCUUUCUGUUCUACUUUCUUGUUUUGGUAAAAGCACGCAGGGCUGACAAAGUGGAUGCCACAAAGGACAGUCCUCUUCUGCCCUUGGUAGGGCAUCACGAGGGUGAAUAUAUGUACGAGGUGUCCAUAACAACUGGCAGAUGGAAAAGUUGUGGUACUACUGCCAAUGUAUCCAUGACCCUUCACGGGACUGAAAAUACCAGUGACGUUAUCAAAUUGACAUGCGACAUCCCACGUAACAGGACGCUAUUUGCUCAAGGGAACACUGAUAAUUUCCUUCUCCGACAAGAUAUGCCGCUAGGCGAGAUAAAUUUUGUGCAGAUUGGUCAUGACCUUUCUGGAGAGGACCCAUCUUGGUUUAUCAGCGAGAUUGUGGCUUUGGAUUGUCAAACGGGACAGCAAUGGCUGUUCAGUUGUCACCGCUGGCUUGCACUAGAAAGAGAUGACGGUGAGAUCACGAGGAGAUUUUAUGCAGAUGAUUUCAAAACAGAUGAUAAAUUUAAAAGAAAAUUUAGUACAUUACGAAGAAAUGGUUUUGCUGACGAUCACUUGUGGUUGUCAGUGUUUUGGAAGCAACCAAGAGAUCACUUCACUCGUGUUCAGCGAGCAUCCUGUUGUUGGAGUCUUCUCUUGUUGUCAAUGGUAACAUCCGCCAUGUUUUAUGAAACAGAGAAUCUAUCACAGAGGGGAAUACAGAUUGGGCCUUUUUCAAUGACUCCUAGUCAGUUCUUAAUCGCUUUGGAAAGUGCCUUGAUUGUUUUUCCAGCAAGUCUGCUAGUUGUGCUUCUGUUUCGUAAAAGCAAACCAAAGAUAAACACUCAAGGAAGGAGGUAUAACUACGUGAAAAGUGAGGGAAAAGUAUUGUGUACUCUCCCUCAUUUUUGUGUUUACAUUGCAUGGUUUCUUUGUGUAAGUACUGCAAUCGCUUCUGCCCUUUUCACAGUGUUUUACUCUCUUAUGUGGGGAGGAGAGAAGUCGGCUCGUUGGUUAAAAUCCGUGGUGCUUUCGCUGUCUGCAGACGUUAUAAUCUCACAGCCCAUCAAGAUACUUAUCGCAUCCGUCAUUGUAGCUUCAGGGUGUGGAUAUGGUCGGAGGAUAAGAAAGGAAACAGAGUCAAUAAACGGACACAAUGGGGAACAGCUAGCUAGUAUUGUAGAUCUUUCAUCCAUGGAUGUUGAAAGUGCAAGAAAGUAUAAGAAAAAUGAGAGGAAAAUGUACGCGUACUUUAAGGAACUCUUGUCUUCAAUGACAUUCUUCGCACUUUUAUUGAUCGUCUGUUAUGGAGACAAAAAUGACCACAGAUACAAACUAAAUACGGCCACCGAGCACAGCUUCCAGUUUUCUCAAAAUAUGGGACGCUAUGAGAUUAGCCAUGCCACUCAGUUUUGGGAAUGGAUCGAAAACAUUUUUUUGCCGGCAGCUUUUGUUGACGAUUGGUACAAUGGACAUGAAGAAAGAGUUUCAGAAUAUAUUGGAAAUAAGCGAUCAAUUCUGGUCGGUAUGCCUCGUCUGCGGCAGCUAAGAGUCAAGGAAAAUUCUUGUGAAGUUCAAGAAUUGUUUCAAAACAUAGUCAUAUCUUGUUUCGACUUCUAUUCCCCCACAAAGGAGGAAAAAGGAAGUUGGAUUGACUCAAGAAAGAUGAAUGGUUCCUCAGUUCUGUGCCCAGAAAAUUGGGAAUAUAAUGCAGACAGAAGGUUUGGCGGCUUUAAUUCUUGGGGUCGUUUUGCUGUUUACAGUGGUGGAGGAUACGUAGCUAAUUUAGGCUACAACAAGCUAACAGCUAAAAGGAUUAUCAACGACUUGAAAGAAAACCACUGGGUCGAUCGUCAGACCAGAGCUGUGCCGGUGGAGUUCUCAUUGUAUAAUCCACCAAGUAACCUUCUCGCAGUGAUGACGUACUACUUCGAAGUCCUUCCUUCUGGAUUCGCUGGCACGUUCAAGAGCUAUGGAAUUUUGCCUUUAAGCGCAACGAACUCUUUAGCUCAUAGCACUUAUCUUUUGUUCGUGUUGUUGUUUGGCAUUCUUCUUGUUUGCUUCUUCGUUGUCCAGUGCAUCAAACUCUGCCGCCAAAGGUGUUGUUAUUUCAAGUCGAUGUGGAAUUUGUUGGAUAUGUUGCAGAUACUCACGGCAUCAUCAGCGAUGUUACUGCGGUGGAUGCGGACCAAGGUGGCCACAAAGACUUUCGAACAGUUGAAAGAAAACCCUUACCUUCCAGUCAGCUUCCAUCGUGUCUUACUUUUGUUCGAGUUUGAAGAGGUGGCUAUUUGUGUAACUACCGUAAUUGCUACACUACGUCUUCUGAAAUGCUUCUAUUUCAAUCCAAAAAUAAUUGUUUUUACAUUGACACUUCGUAGAUUGUUAAAACCUAUAGCUUCCUUUCUCAUGGUGUUUUUAAUAACAGCAAUGGCCCAUGCACUAUUAGGGUUCACAGCCUUUGGGUCCAACGUGGAUUUGUUCGCCCAAGUGCAUGACGGUAUUUUCUUUCAGUUUCUAAUGCUUUUGGGACAACCAUUCCCAGUGGAUAAGCUAAAGGAAACAAAUCCCGUCAUAGGCAGCCUUUUCUUUUUCACUUUCUUCUGCAGUACCAGCGUAAUUAUUUUGAACAUGUUUCUCGCCGUAAUAAAUGAAUAUUAUACGACCUCGAACGCUGACAGAGAAGGAGAAGACUAUGAGCUUGCGCAAUUUAUUAUUCAAAGAAUCCUGGAGACUGUAUUGGGACAGAAAUCUGAAAGAAACCAGAACUGGAGGAACCAUGAACUUUUCGAGCCAGAUUCUUCGCUAGCGGAAAGUUCCCCUGAUGGAGUUCAAAAUGACGCCUUUUCACUUGAGUGGACACCAGUCAUGUAUCGCAGCUGCACACAGAAAAUAUCCAGGACGGGAAGAUCCCCAGUAGGAAAUAUUGGGGACUUCAUAGAGUGUUCAGUAUGGGAAACAUACAGACCAGAACAUUUGUUGGUGAAAAGUUCCACUAAUGAAACAGGCUUUAAAACUAUCAACCACAAUAAAUUGUCUAGUUACGUCGCCGACGCAAAACGUUAUAAUAUCAUGACAGAUUGGAAUGCACUGGACGAUUACUAUGAAGAUGACGAUGACGAAGAAGAAGACGGUGUCGAUGAUGAUGACGAAGGCGAAGUCAAUGAUGAUUACGAUGGCAACAGUGACGACGACGACGGCGAAGACAGAAAAGUUAACGGUGACGACGACGACGACUUUGACGAAGACGAUGAAGAUUAA